AUGGUAGUUUUACUGUAUUUGUCGGGCCAGGCGUUUGGAUCAUGGGAUGGCCGGUGCGGCAAUAUGUCGGCGAACAAUCGUAUGACGGGCGGAGAUAUUGCUGAUCGGGGUAAAUGGCCCUGGAUGGUUAAACUUCAUACAUGCAAAGAUACGUUUAAGCCUGAAACGUGCAAUUUUACGUGUGGUGGUUCGCUAAUUAGCGAUCGGUAUAUACUGACCGCCGCCCACUGUGUCCAAACAGGCCAGUUAAUGACCGCCACGUUUGGCGAUUACGAUAGUGUCGCUGACGAGAGUACAAAAAUUACCGCUCAAAUCGAAAUGAAUUUCAAUCACCAUGAAUACGACAUACGACAUAAUUUUCUUAAUGAUAUCGCUCUGCUCAGGAUAAAAACGCCGCUAGAUCUGAAUGAUGAGCAUAAGCGUUUCGAGCCUAUAUGCCUACCUCGGCCUGAUCUGCCCACACAUUUGGGCGAAAAGUGUGUGCUCACGGGUUGGGGACAAACCGAGAGUAAAAAGCUCUCAAGCGUAUUGCGUCAAAUUGAUUUACCUAUCACGUAUGAUUAUCGGUGCGAAGAAAAGUUCCCAUGUCAUUAUAAUCGCGAUACGAAAUUUUGCACCGAGAAUUUACAUGGUAUUAAGAGUGCAUGUUUUGGUGACAGUGGCGGACCCUUGACCUGUCAACUGGGCAACAAUGGUUGGGUUGUGCGCGGCGUUGCGGCGCAUAUUGAUAAACUAGAUUGCACCGGCAAUAUCAACGCAUUCACACGCGUAGCCCCGUAUACAGAAUGGAUUGCAGGAGUAACUGGACAACGGCUUAGUUUAGUUUAA
This is a messenger RNA of Medioppia subpectinata, 828 nucleotides long. The record is from the annotation of a GenBank genome assembly. Lineage: Eukaryota; Metazoa; Arthropoda; Arachnida; Sarcoptiformes; Oppiidae.